Molecule: messenger RNA, 1038 nt
Organism: Brachypodium distachyon (stiff brome)
Lineage: Eukaryota; Viridiplantae; Streptophyta; Magnoliopsida; Poales; Poaceae
Product: FAD-linked sulfhydryl oxidase ERV1
Exons: 6
Coding region: 158-733 (191 amino acids)
Cellular component (GO): mitochondrion
Molecular function (GO): flavin-dependent sulfhydryl oxidase activity; flavin adenine dinucleotide binding
Source: RefSeq, a predicted model, not a curated record
GCCUACUCCUCUCCCUCCUCCGCCAGGCCAGGCCACCCCCGUCUGGUUCUGCCAUUGGGACGCAGGGACGGCCGCAUGACCCCUCUCCUCCCUCCUCGCCCUGCCAGCCAUUGUACGAACGCGCGCACGGGGCAGAUAAGCCACGGCCGCCACCGCGAUGCCACCGUCGGGCUGGAACCCGCUGGACCCCGUGCUCCGGACCGUCUCCGCCUUCUCCCGCCGCCUCCUCAUCGCCCCCGACACCGCCCCUGACGACCUCCGCCUCCGCCCACUCCUCUCGCUCUCCCUGUCCCCGCCGUCGCCCCCGCCCCCGUCCCCGUCCCCGCCGCCGGAGGUCCUCAAGGCCAAGGACGCGAAGGUGGCGCCCCUGACGAAGGAGGAGGUCGGCCGGGCCACGUGGAUGCUGCUCCACACCAUCGCGGCGCAGUUUCCUGAUGAACCAACCAGGCAGCAGAAACGGGAUGCGAAAGAGCUGAUGGCUUUAAUUUCUAGACUGUAUCCUUGCAAAGAAUGUGCUGAUCACUUCAAGGAAGUUUUGAAAGCAAAUCCUGUGCAGGCAGGAUCUCAGGCUGAAUUUUCCCAGUGGUUAUGCUAUGUGCACAACGUGGUUAAUCGAAGCCUCGGAAAGACAAUAUUUCCCUGCCAGAGAGUAAAUGCACGGUGGGGCAAGCUGGAUUGCCCAGAACGCUUGUGUGACCUAGAGGGCUCCAACGACAUCAUGCCGAACCGAUGACAUUGCCCAGAAAUCAAUCUUAUAAAAUUUCUGCAGUAGUAACAAUUUCGGACCACUAUUUGAUGGGCAAGACCAGGAGGAUAGGAAAGAAAAUUCAGGGCACAGCACUGAUAUAUCAUUGUUUACCUUAUCCAUCCUAUCCCUGCCCAAUGACGAAUGUUAUGCUACUAGCAGCAGUAUAUGGCAUCUGAGUUUGCCCCUUGAUGUUGUCUUUGUACAGUUCCACCAUGUUUUACAGUGAUGGGUGUACGUGAAGUUCUGUCUAUGUGAAAUGUGGACGUAUACUACUGUCUGAACCCCUCCAA